UAUAUGGACGUCGUAUGAUCAUAUUUUGGAUGAGCUGCCGGCGUUUUGUAGGGCUGGUCAGCACAUGUGGAUGUCGCGGUGUCCAUUGAUACAUAUGAAUAUCGUUGAGUAUCACGCGCCCGACCGCGUGUUACGGCAGUUUGGGUAUGUACAGAAUAUACCCGUGGCUACGGUUUGGGAGCAUGACCACUAUGCGAGGGACGAGCGUGCGGGCGUCGAUGAUGCAUGGCGACUCCAUAUGCAGCAGCAGGUCCAGAGUUGGGAUGUGAGGAUGGCGAGCCUAGCGGUGGUCGAACAUGACACUCCCAUCCAUGUGUACAUGGAGUGGUACAUGCGGAUCACUCGCAUCAUUAUUGGCAACCCCUCUAGGCGUCGUCCAGAUGGCCUGGGAUAUGUAGCUCUCGCAGGAGCGUACGAGGCGCUGGUACGGACCGUUCAGACGAUGCGCUAUGAGAGCACUGCCCGUACGGAGUCCCCCGAGACGGCGGAGUACGCAGCACGGAUGAUUGAGCUUGCCGAGACUGGUAUGAGACAGGCACAUGACUUUGAGCGUCUCCAUGAGCGUGUUCCCCGUGCCCCACCUGGGGCAGCAGGUAGCCGUGGUCGCCGAGGAGCUGGUGGUCGUCGCAGAGGUGCUAGGGCUGGCAGAGGUGAUGAGGCUCCGUCGACAGAUAUCCCAUCGACUUCUUAUUCCCGGCCGUCGACUUCACAGACACCUCUGUAUACGCCGGACCUUUUUCCAGGUUAUGUGCCCUGGCCUUCACUUUCAGAUCCACCAGUUCGUGAUCCACAGGGUGAGCGGCCUGUUCGUGAUCUACAGGGUGGCCUACAUUUGCAGUUCGACGACUCCAUGUUCGAGGACUUCGUGUUUGAUAUGGCACCAUCUGCAUCUCCUGCUCCAGCGGCCGCUCAGGUGCCCUCUCAGUAG
Lycium barbarum (goji berry) is the source of this 928-nucleotide messenger RNA. RefSeq names its product serine/threonine-protein phosphatase 7 long form homolog. NCBI's taxonomy places the organism in Eukaryota, Viridiplantae, Streptophyta, Magnoliopsida, Solanales, Solanaceae. The transcript has 2 exons. The coding region runs from base 65 to 928 and encodes 287 amino acids. The record is from RefSeq and is a predicted model, not a curated record.